AUGACAGUCGGAGAUGAGGUUUGUGUUGUAUUAGCAACAAUCACUGUAUUAGUGCUCCCUGGAGCCGUCAACAGUGUAUUAGUGCUCCCUGGAGCCGUCUACGGUGUAUUAGUGCUCCCUGGAGCCGUCAACGGUGUAUUAGUGCUCCCUGGAGCCGUCAACGGUGUAUUAGUGCUCCCUGGAGCCGUCUACGGUGUAUUAGUGCUCCCUGGAGCCGUCAACGGUGUAUUAGUGCUCCCUGGAGCCGUCUACGGUGUAUUAGUGCUCCCUGGAGCCGUCUACGGUGUAUUAGUGCUCCCUGGAGCCGUCUACGGGGUAUUAGUGCUCCCUGGAGCCGUCAACGGUGUAUUAGUGCUCCCUGGAGCCGUCAACGGUGUAUUAGUGCUCCCUGGAGCCGUCAACGGGGUAUUAGUGCUCCCUGGAGCCGUCAACGGCGUAUUAGUGCUCCCUGGAGCCGUCAACGGUGUAUUAGUGCUCCCUGGAGCCGUCAACAGUGUAUUAGUGCUCCCUGGAGCCGUCAACGGUGUAUUAGUGCUCCCUGGAGCCGUCAACGGCGUAUUAGUGCUCCCUGGAGCCGUCUACGGUGUAUUAGUGCUCCCUGGAGCCGUCAACAGUGUAUUAGUGCUCCCUGGAGCCGUCUACGGUGUAUUAGUGCUCCCUGGAGCCGUCAACGGUGUAUUAGUGCUCCCUGGAGCCGUCAACGGGGUAUUAGUGCUCCCUGGAGCCGUCUACGGUGUAUUAGUGCUCCCUGGAGCCGUCAACAGUGUAUUAGUGCUCCCUGGAGCCGUCAACGGUGUAUUAGUGCUCCCUGGAGCCGUCAACGGGGUAUUAGUGCUCCCUGGAGCCGUCUACGGUGUAUUAGUGCUCCCUGGAGCCGUCAACAGUGUAUUAGUGCUCCCUGGAGCCGUCAACGGUGUAUUAGUGCUCCCUGGAGCCGUCUACGGGGUAUUAGUGCUCCCUGGAGCCGUCAACGGUGUAUUAGUGCUCCCUGGAGCCGUCAACGGGGUAUUAGUGCUCCCUGGAGCCGUCAACGGUGUAUUAGUGCUCCCUGGAGCCGUCAACGGGGUAUUAGUGCUCCCUGGAGCCGUCAACGGGGUAUUAGUGCUCCCUGGAGCCGUCAACGGUGUAUUAGUGCUCCCUGGAGCCGUCAACGGUGUAUUAGUGCUCCCUGGAGCCGUCAACGGUGUAUUAGUGCUCCCUGGAGCCGUCAACGGGGUAUUAGUGCUCCCUGGAGCCGUCAACGGUGUAUUAGUGCUCCCUGGAGCCGUCAACAGUGUAUUAGUGCUCCCUGGAGCCGUCAACAGUGUAUUAGUGCUCCCUGGAGCCGUCAACGGUGUAUUAGUGCUCCCUGGAGCCGUCAACGGUGUAUUAGUGCUCCCUGGAGCCGUCAACGGGGUAUUAGUGCUCCCUGGAGCCGUCAACGGGGUAUUAGUGCUCCCUAGAGCCGUCAACGGUGUAUUAGUGCUCCCUGGAGCCGUCAACGGCGUAUUAGUGCUCCCUGGAGCCGUCUACGGUGUAUUAGUGCUCCCUGGAGCCGUCAACGGCGUAUUAGUGCUCCCUGGAGCCGUCUACGGUGUAUUAGUGCUCCCUGGAGCCGUCAACAGUGUAUUAGUGCUCCCUGGAGCCGUCAACGGUGUAUUAGUGCUCCCUGGAGCCGUCAACAGUGUAUUAGUGCUCCCUGGAGCCGUCAACAGUGUAUUAGUGCUCCCUGGAGCCGACAACGGGGUAUUAGUGCUCCCUGGAGCCGUCAACGGGGUAUUAGUGCUCCCUGGAGCCGUCAACGGGACAGAGAAGCAGACAUUCCAGCAGACAGGGAAGCAGCCACUCAUGCAGACAGAUGAGCAGAGAAGAACGCAGACAGGCCUCUGUUCUCCAGGUUCUGUAGCACCGCCCACACCAACCAGUCAGCAAGUCACAAUAACGGGGCUGAUUAGACACUCAGCCCACACGUCUGAAAAUAAAGGAGGUGAAGAGGGUUCAGUUCCCACUGGACUUGAUAAUAGUCCAGGACUUGAAAAUAGUCCAGGACUUGAAAAUAGUCCAGGACUUAAAUAA
Procambarus clarkii (red swamp crayfish) is the source of this 2055-nucleotide messenger RNA. Its product is annotated as glutamine-rich protein 2-like. Lineage: Eukaryota; Metazoa; Arthropoda; Malacostraca; Decapoda; Cambaridae. The record is from RefSeq and is a predicted model, not a curated record.